AACGGAUCAUGACAGCAACCUGUACAUUGACCAUCUCAGAUAAAACUCAGAAACAUGCAAGUGUGAGUAUUUAUAUAUCUCUAUCAGCUUUUCAGUACACAUAAUCAAACACAACCCUCAUUCGCUUCACCGUGGUCAAGUCCUUAAUUCUAGCUCCCUUGGAAUACAUAGAUGGACAAUGCUACAGAUUCAGGUACCGAUCUAUCAGAAAAUAGGAGUAGCUUUGCUCUUCAAUUUGGAGUCACCCUUGGCGUGUUCACUCUAAUUGGAAUCAUUAUCAUUGCGUCUUACUUCUUCUACAGUCGCAAGCACAUGCCAGUGGACCCUUCUCAACAUGGCUCUUCAGUAACUGAUGAUCAAGAUUCUGUCAUUGUCGAAUUAGGCCUCGAUGAAGCCACCAUCAACAGCUAUCCAAAGCUGUUGUACUCCCAAGCCAAGAUUGACAAGGGAGAUUCAAUAGGUCGAUCCUGCUCUAUAUGCUUAGCAGAUUAUAAAGAAGGUGAGAUGGUCAGAUUGAUGCCAGAAUGUGAUCAUAUCUUCCACUUGAAAUGCAUUGAUCCUUGGCUAAGGUUGCAUGCGACAUGUCCAGUAUGUCGGAGAAGCUUUCCAGCACCUAUUUCAACAACAUCUAAUGAGAUCAUAUGCUUAAGAAUGCAACGAGAGUUCUUCAAUAUAUCAGUCAGGCCCUGAAUUUUAUCAAAAAAAGGUGUGUACCUUUUGCAGCACUU
Molecule: messenger RNA, 728 nt
Organism: Tripterygium wilfordii
Lineage: Eukaryota; Viridiplantae; Streptophyta; Magnoliopsida; Celastrales; Celastraceae
Product: RING-H2 finger protein ATL70-like
Exons: 1
Coding region: 172-690 (172 amino acids)
Source: RefSeq, a predicted model, not a curated record